Messenger RNA from Manihot esculenta (cassava), 923 nucleotides. Its product is annotated as LOB domain-containing protein 38. Lineage: Eukaryota; Viridiplantae; Streptophyta; Magnoliopsida; Malpighiales; Euphorbiaceae. Gene Ontology annotation, biological process: regulation of gene expression. Bases 179 to 811 code for a protein of 210 amino acids. The record is from RefSeq and is a predicted model, not a curated record. The transcript is spliced from 2 exons.
UAUUAAUUCAUUACACUCACUUCCCCAAGCUCACUCUCGUGCCUCUUUCUCUCUAUCUCACUCACUCUGGACUUCCUUACCUCUCAAGAAAACUUCACCCCUGUAUAACGAUCGGAUAUCAAAAUCGGCAGAAUUUUCUAACCUUUUCUUUCCAGUUCAAUCGUGACCAACGGUGGAGAUGAGCUGCAAUGGAUGCCGAGUUCUGCGCAAGGGUUGCAGCGAGACUUGUAUUCUGAGGUCGUGCCUCCACUGGAUCAGUUCCCCCGAAGCACAAGGCAACGCUACUUUAUUUCUCGCCAAAUUCUUCGGCCGCAGUGAUCUCAUGUCUCUCAUCUCCGCUGUUCCAGAAUCCCAACGGCCAGCUUUGUUUCAAUCGCUGCUGUUUGAGGCUUGCGGGCGUACGGUGAAUCCGGUAAACGGAGCGGUGGGACUGUUGUGGAGCGGCAACUGGCACGUAUGCCAGGCGGCGGUGGAGACAGUUCUCUCUGGCGGAACACUUCGUCCGAUACCGGGAAUUCUCACAGGAUUCAUCGCGCCAAAUUACGAUGAGUCAUCUGAUAGUUUCUCUGCGGAGGCAUGCAAGUUGCGAAACAUGUGGACCCAAUCAAAGCCGUAUGGUCCAAUCGCUAGGGAGAAUCAAGCGUCGGAUCUCAAUCUUUCUCUCACGUCAAAGCUUGUGGCGGCAGGUAGAACUGGAAGAGAGAAGAGAGGCAGAGAUGCGAUGUCGUUUUAUACAGAAGAAUCAUCAGAGACAACGACUUUUGAGAGCAAUGGUAGCGAUAGUAAGAAACUCUUAAAUCUGUUCGUUUGAAUAGGGAAAGAGAUGGUGCUAAUUGUACUGUAAGUGAUCACUGUAGCAGUGGAAACUUUUUGUUUCUAUAUAAAUAUGAAGCCGGAAUUUUAGCCCGGCGAGUUUUUGGAUA